This is a messenger RNA of Beta vulgaris subsp. vulgaris (sugar beet), 1004 nucleotides long. RefSeq names its product ribonuclease 1. Gene Ontology annotation, biological process: RNA catabolic process. The transcript has 3 exons. Gene Ontology annotation, molecular function: ribonuclease T2 activity; RNA binding. NCBI's taxonomy places the organism in Eukaryota, Viridiplantae, Streptophyta, Magnoliopsida, Caryophyllales, Amaranthaceae. The record is from RefSeq and is a predicted model, not a curated record. Gene Ontology annotation, cellular component: extracellular region. Bases 103 to 798 code for a protein of 231 amino acids.
UAUGACUCUAUGACCACAUCCACAUGCUAUUAUAAAUAAGGCCAUCACUCCUUCACUAUCUUCCACACUUAAACCAAACUGAACUACUUUGAGUGAGGAAAAAUGGUGAAAUGGGUGAGCUCAAUACUAUUGAAGCUUAGUUUGAUGCUAAGCUUAGCUCUUGUAGCUCUUGCUAACAGUGGUGAUUUCCAUUUAUUCUACUUUGUGCAACAGUGGUUAGGAUCAUACUGUGACCAGCAUGCAGAGAAAUGCUGUUACCCACCAUCAGGAAAGCCACCAGCAGAUUUUUCUAUAGAAGGGCUAUGGCCUUACUUCAAUGAUGGUAGUUUCCCCUACAAUUGUGGUGGAGGCAACUUUAAUGAAGCUCUGCUUAAACCAAUGCAAGAUAGCCUAAGGAGGGAGUGGCCAUCAUUUACAUGCCCCCAAAUAGGAAGAAAGUUCUGGGUCCAUGAAUGGAACAAGCAUGGAACAUGCUCGAAAACGGUCCUAGGUGAAGUUGCCUACUUCCAAGCUGCUCUAAACCUCAAGAACAAGGUCAGGCUCCUCCAAGCCCUCGGAAACGCCGGAAUUCGGCCAAACAACCAGCUUUAUUCACUCAAGGCAGUUAAGGAGGCCAUUGCUCGAGGAACAGGAUUUCAUCCUUGGGUUGUUUGUAACAAAAAUUCUCAAGGGAUUAGCCAGAUUUGGCAAGUAGCUAUGUGUGUGGAUAGAACUGGUACCAGACUCAUUAACUGCCCCUUUGUUCCCAAAGGACAAGGAGAUUGUAAAUCUCAAAUCAAAUUCCCAGCUUUCUACUAAGAAUAGGCGUAGCUAGCUAGCAAAUUAAGAUGUGGUUGGUUGAAAAAAUUUCAUAUUGCGUGCCAUUUUUAGUGCACGCUUAUGCUAUGUGCUUACGAAUGUUAAAGAGACUACUAAAUUAAGAAUAUUGCCCAUCAAAUUAUGUAAUGUGUUCACUUUUCUACUGGUUAUAGAAGUAUUAAAUAAAAAAAAUUAACAAUUGGAAA